Molecule: messenger RNA, 519 nt
Organism: Mesocestoides corti
Lineage: Eukaryota; Metazoa; Platyhelminthes; Cestoda; Cyclophyllidea; Mesocestoididae
Source: the annotation of a GenBank genome assembly
AUGAGUGUUAAUGUGCAUCUCGAAGUGUACAGCUACCAGCGGUUAACAGAGACAAGUAUGGCGGAGCUGGUUGAUGAUUUUUGGAACUUUCUGACAGAAGUCGACAAAUGGAAGGUCAUUGGAAGCGUUUCUAUCACCUUUCUGACAAUUGUGCUAAUUCGCCGCAUGGCAAGGAAGAGAAAUGUUAUGGGUCGUUUAAGAAAGAAGCAGAAGCAGUUGCAGGAAGCUCGAUCGCGUCUCCGGGACCGGGUCCGAACCUAUCCUCCUCUUUCGCACCUCAAGGAACUCGAUGCUCUGCAGGUGCAGCAACGCCUUCAAGCCAAUGAAAUGACACCUCUGGAAGCUCUCCGUUUAUACCAGAAACGGAUGGUUGAUGCGUUGGAAAGUAAUUGCAUCUGCGAGAUCAUUGAAGAAGCUGAAGCAGUUGCAAUGUCAGUUUCCGCAGACGUUCAAUCACCGAUUCGCGGAAUGCCCGUCAGUUUAAAGGAGUGCACCGAGGUCGCUGGUUAUGAUUCGCCG